Aspergillus melleus is the source of this 2427-nucleotide messenger RNA. Its product is annotated as putative C6 transcription factor. Gene Ontology annotation, molecular function: zinc ion binding; DNA-binding transcription factor activity, RNA polymerase II-specific; DNA binding. The coding region runs from base 1 to 2427 and encodes 808 amino acids. Lineage: Eukaryota; Fungi; Ascomycota; Eurotiomycetes; Eurotiales; Aspergillaceae. The record is from RefSeq and is a predicted model, not a curated record. Gene Ontology annotation, biological process: DNA-templated transcription; regulation of DNA-templated transcription. The transcript is spliced from 2 exons.
AUGUCCUUCCCCACGGAACCCACCCCGCCGAUGAACAAUCCCACCGCCCCCUUGUCGUCAUUCCCCGCCGCAGAGGGCCCCGAGAAUGCCUCGACCUCUGUCGCACACAGCUUGCCAGAUUCUCAGGGUCUGCGAAGCUGUGUGACCUGUCGUCGAAGGAAAGUCCGUUGCAACAAGCGAUGUCCAUGUUCGAAUUGCACGCGGGCCGGCAUCGAAUGCAUCUUUCCUCCACCCGGCCGCGCGCCGCGCAAGUCGAAGCGACCGCAGGAUGCGGAACUGCUGUCGCGCUUGAAGCGCCUCGAGGGCGUCAUUGAGCAUCUGAGUGAAAAGAAUGCAGGCGCUCUUACUACGCCUUCCCCACCGCAACAAAAGGAGCCCGCCCCUGCCGAUCCGUCUCACUCUGCGGAUAGCGAAAACUGCCCGUUCGCCAAUAUGGACCCUCGGGAACCUCCCAAAACGCGAAAUCUAGAGCACGAGUUCGGUCGAUUGGUGAUUGAAGAAGGGCGUAGUCGAUACGUGAGCAAUCGACUGUGGGCAAGUCUUGGAGACGAGGUGGAGGAAUUGCAGGAUAUUCUCGACCCGUCGUCUUCGGACGAAGAAGACUAUCCAUCACCAGAGUCGUCGUCGACGCUGUCCGGCAACCAUGAAGGCUUCUUGUUCGGUUUCUAUUCCCUUUCGCAAUCUCUACGCAGCUUCCACCCUCCGCCUGCAAAGGUCUCGAUGCUGUGGGAUAUUUAUUCAGAGAACGUUGCGCCACUGGUUCCUAUCAUGCAUAAACCUACGGUCAAGCAGCUAUUCGCCAAUGCAGCUCGGAAACCAGAGUCGAUGGACAAAAACUCCGAGGCGCUAAUACUUGCCAUGUACUUUGUCUCGAUUGUCAGUCUUUCCACCGAAGAGUGUCGGGCUAAAUUUGGCGAAGAGCGAGAGGUCCUCGUGGGCCGUUAUCGAUUCGCGGUGGAACAGGCUCUCGCAAAAGCGAACUUCCUAAAUACCCAACACAUCAUGGUUUUACAAGCUGCUGUGAUCUUUUUGAUCGCCGUCCGUCGAGAGGAUGACACCAAAUUCGUAUGGUCUCUGACUGCUCUUGUUCUUCGUCUUGCGCAAGGACUGGGCAUUCACCGAGACGGCACUAACUUUGGGCUGAAGCCCUUCGAUACUGAGAUGCGGCGGCGACUCUGGUGGCAUAUCUGCUUACUGGAUAUUCGCUCAUCCGAGGACCAUGGAACGGAUGCUCAGAUUCAUGAGAGGAUCUACGAUACUCGACUCCCCUUGAACAUCAACGAUGAAGACAUCACUCCCGGUAUGCUGGAACCGCCCAAAGAGAGAAUCGGCUAUACCGACAUGAGUUUCUGCUUGAUCCGAUGUGACAUCACCGUCGCCCUUCGACGAGUGAGCUAUGCCUGCCCGAAUAACAACUUCCCGGGACCACCUCGACAGCCCUCCCCCGAAAAAUGUGGGAAAUUGAUCAAGGCCGUCAAUGACCGCAUUGAGGAACAAUACCUGAAACACUGUGAUACGAGCGUGCCGAUUCAAUGGGUCUGUGCGACAGUUGGGCGUCUCAUCCUGACGAAGCUCUGGCUGGUGGUUCAUCAUCCAAUGACAAGACCAUAUCAAGGGAUCAACCUGACCAAUGACUCCCGUGAGAGCUUGUUCGUUACCUCGGUUCAGGUGGCCGAAUUUUCUCGUCUUUUGGCGGCAGACCAAAACACUCACAAGUGGAAUUGGCUAUUUGCGACCAACAUGCAAUGGCAAUCCAUUGCUUUUGUUCUGUCGGAGCUCUGCGUUCGCCCCAUCAAUCCUCUAACAGACCGGGCAUGGAACGCGGUCAGUUCGCUCUACGGUGACUGGAUGCGCACCGCAAAACAAAGAAAAGGAAUGCUGUGGCGCCCUCUGGCUCGGCUGAUGAAGCGAGCGAGUGCUUGCCGCGAGAAGAAAAAGGAGGAGAUGCGGCUUCGUGGCGAUCCCUACCCAAGCGCCUCAAAUACUGCCGCGCCACGCACCUUCUCUAAAGGACCACAAAUCGUACCUCCGCCCGUCUUGCCUCAACUGUCGGAGCUUGAAGCUCUGUAUGGAAUGGACACCAAUAGCCAACCCGACCAGGAACCUACUAUUGAUCUCCGUAGCGGGCCUUUGGAGGCCAUCAAUGGCAUGUUUCCAGGCGUGGACUGGUUUGCUGUUCCUACUUCUCAGAGUCCUUCGGAGCAGUCGCUAUCAUAUAACCCGAACCCGAAUCCUGAUCCGACGAUGACUCUUCCAAACCAAUCUCCCGUGGUACCAUUGGCGCCACAAGGAGACCUGUCUUCGCCACAGCUGAACUGGGAUGAGUGGGAUCAAGUUAUGCGCGACUUCCACAUGGAUCUGCAACAGGCACAUACAACAAACCCUACCGGCAACUUUUCGGCCAAUGUGUCUGACUGGUUUAUGUGA